AUGACAAUAGAUAUUUCUGUGAUCAAGUUCUACUUCAUAAAAAGUCAACUUCUUUUGUGUCUCGUUGAGCUUAGCUUUGGCUAUGUUCAGCUUUGUAUGAAGAUCUUGGCUAUGCCGUUACCGGGAAAGCUAAUCUCCUUCCUCUUGUUAAAAGGAGCGCCACCUGGAGCAGUGACUUCGAUGGCUUUGGUCUUACCGUCGUUACCCUGUGUGAUGUCCAACUCAACCGCAUCGCCAACUGUUAGACUCCGGAAGUCUUCGACUAAUUGGUGCAGAAGAAUAAUGGAAAGGCGUUCUAUUAAGAGAAGAAGAUUCUUGCAGAGGAGCUAUGAUUAA
Messenger RNA from Microthlaspi erraticum, 336 nucleotides. The record is from the annotation of a GenBank genome assembly. NCBI's taxonomy places the organism in Eukaryota, Viridiplantae, Streptophyta, Magnoliopsida, Brassicales, Brassicaceae.